Dendrobium catenatum is the source of this 664-nucleotide messenger RNA. RefSeq lists its product as uncharacterized. Lineage: Eukaryota; Viridiplantae; Streptophyta; Magnoliopsida; Asparagales; Orchidaceae. Gene Ontology annotation, molecular function: polysaccharide binding. The record is from RefSeq and is a predicted model, not a curated record. Bases 146 to 550 code for a protein of 134 amino acids. The transcript is spliced from 2 exons.
GGGAGUCUUUGUGCGAUGAAAACUACAAAAUAAUUAAAAAAAGAAAUCUAUGAUUCCUUGUUUUCUUCCCACAUUGAUGAUUUCUUCUUCUUCUGCUAAAUUCUUUACCUGUUGAAGUUUAGCUUCUUCUCUUUCCUUUAGCAGAAUGAGAUGGUGGAGAUUAUCAUUUGGUAUUUACAUCAUCCACUUCUUUCUCUUCUUCUCUUUCAUGGGAUUUGCAGCAGGCCUUCAAGAUCAACAACUCUGCAAUAUUUCAUCAUGUGGAGGUCUUCAGAUCCAAUUUCCUUUUCGCCUGAAAGGAGACCCAGCAAAAUGUGGAGAUCCAAACUAUGAACUCACCUGCAGUGGCAACAGAACUCUCAUGGAGUUCCAGUCAGUUCAGUUCUUGGUGAAGAACAUCGAUUAUGCAGGCAAUACUAUCCAGGUUAUUGAGACUGGCCUGCUACGAAGCAACUGCAGUCUUCCCCUCAAAUCUUUUGGAGCAAGUUCUGUUUCAAGAUCCAGAUACUAUCAGUUAGAGUCUUGUAACAGAUCUGGCACCUUCCUGUAGCCUUUUGUCUAUGAUGCCAGCAACUGAUACUUCUGCAACUAUUUCAAGCCAUUUGGAUCUAUUUCAAGCCAUUCAUAGUGGAUUUUCUUUAUCAUGGUCUACUCAUGGUUUUAC